Messenger RNA from Lampris incognitus (smalleye Pacific opah), 7309 nucleotides. It is a transcript of the gene arfgef1, whose product is annotated as ADP-ribosylation factor guanine nucleotide-exchange factor 1 (brefeldin A-inhibited). Lineage: Eukaryota; Metazoa; Chordata; Actinopteri; Lampriformes; Lampridae. Gene Ontology annotation, molecular function: guanyl-nucleotide exchange factor activity. The record is from RefSeq and is a predicted model, not a curated record. The transcript has 39 exons. Gene Ontology annotation, biological process: regulation of ARF protein signal transduction. The coding region runs from base 276 to 6056 and encodes 1926 amino acids.
GUUAAUGGCAGUCUAAAGGGAUCCUACCCCCACCUUAUGUGUUUAUUUAUGUUUGUUCGUUAAAGGGGGGGGAGGGGGGCGCGCGCCGCGGCUGACAUUUCUAUUAUUAUUAUUAUAAAAAAAAAAAGAAAGAAAAAAAAGAAGAAGAAGAAGAAAAGAGGAGUACGUGUGUUUCGGAAGGAGGAGGAGGAGGAGAGGGGGGGAGAGGAAGGGACGGUUUGCGGCAGCCCUCGGGACAGGUACACACACCUCGGCCCCCCCGUUUUCCGCGCGACAUGCACGAGGGCAAGAGGACGAAGAACAUGUUCCUCACCCGCGCGCUGGAGAAGAUCCUGGCCGACAAGGAGGUGAAGAAGGCGCACCACUGCCAGCUGCGCAAAGCCUGCGAGGUGGCGCUGGAGGAAAUCAAAGAAGAAUCGGAAAAAUUGAGUCCUCCCACUGGAGAUGGCAAAUCGGGUUCCAGCACUUUACCGCCAAUCAAAUCAAAGACCAACUUCAUCGAAGCCGACAAGUACUUCUUGCCGUUCGAGUUGGCGUGCCAGUCCAAAUGUCCACGCAUCGUCAUCACCUCGCUUGACUGCUUACAGAAGCUGAUAGCAUAUGGCCACCUGACGGGCAGCGCACCGGACAGCACGGCUCCGGGCAAGAAGCUCAUCGACCGGAUCAUCGAGACCAUCUGCGCCUGUUUCCAGGGACCGCAGACCGACGAGGGCGUGCAGCUGCAGAUCAUCAAGGCUCUGUUGACGGCGGUGACCUCCCAGCACAUAGAGAUCCACGAGGGCACGGUCCUCCAGGCCGUGCGGACCUGUUACAACAUCUACCUGGCCAGCAAGAACCUCAUCAACCAGACCACGGCCAAGGCCACGCUCACACAGAUGCUCAACGUCAUCUUCGCCCGCAUGGAGAACCAGGCAUUGCAGGAGGCGAAGCAGAUGGAGAGGGAGCGACACCGGCAGCACUCCCCGGUCACCCCGCUUGCCGAGCCAGACUCCCCCCAGCUGCAGACCCACAGUCACCCACCGACCAAGGGCCUGGCGCAGGAGGCCAACGGGCCCACCACCCCGGUAGCCACUCCCACAGCCACCAUCCCAUCCUCCCCGUCCACCCCGUCUACACCAGUGCCCGAGGGCAGUAGGCCUGCAUCAGGGGAGAAGCAGGUGGAGCAGGGCCCCGUCUACGAGAGCCCCGACCCGGAGAACGGCUCUGAAUUCUGCAUGGCAGAGAAUGAACAGACGGAGGCAGACCAAGCCACCGCAGCAGCACAGAAUGCAGCAGUCCAGCAGCAUCAACAGGCUGGGGAGGAGGAAGAAGACGAGACCCCAAACUAUGAGGAGAAAGCCCAGGAGAUAGUCCAGAGCAUUCUGCAGGAGGUGGUCAACACCGUCGCGGGAGGGCACUGCCUGGAUCCUGCCCACCUGUGCUCCGAUGCCAAGGAGUCGGGUGGUGAUGGCGAGCCAGCAGAGUUGGAGCCGACGGAGAGGGUGACGGAGGGCACCCAGAGCUCCCUGGAGGACGAGAGCACGCUGGGCAGUGACAGCGAGCAUGUCCAUGCCAACGGCAUCCCCGGCACGCCCAUCUCUGCCAGCUUCACCCCGUCGCUGCCUGACGACAGACUGUCCGUCUCCUCCAAUGACACUCAGGAAUCCGGGGUGACGCCGGGCCAGCCACCGGGGGCCAAGUUCUCACACAUCCUCCAGAAGGACGCUUUCCUUGUUUUUCGCUCACUCUGCAAGCUGUCCAUGAAGCCACUGUCUGACGGACCGCCUGACCCCAAGUCCCACGAGCUGCGCUCCAAGGUCCUGUCCCUCCAGCUGCUCCUGUCCAUCCUGCAGAACGCCGGGCCCAUCUUCAAGACCAACGAGAUGUUCAUCAAUGCCAUCAAGCAGUACCUGUGCGUGGCCCUGUCCAAGAAUGGCGUCUCCUCCGUGCCUGAGGUCUUUGAGCUCUCGCUCUCCAUUUUCCUCACCCUGCUCUCCCACUUCAAGACCCACCUCAAGAUGCAAAUCGAGGUGUUCUUCAAGGAGAUCUUCCUCUACAUUCUCGAGACGUCCACGAGCUCCUACGACCACAAGUGGAUGGUCAUACAGACCCUCACUAGAAUAUGUGCAGAUGCCCAGAGUGUGGUGGACAUCUAUGUGAACUAUGAUUGCGACUUAAACGCCGCAAACAUAUUUGAGCGGCUGGUCAACGACCUUUCCAAGAUUGCCCAAGGCCGGGGGGGCCAUGAGCUCGGCACAACACCUCUCCAGGAGCUGACGCUGAGAAAGAAAGGCCUUGAAUGUCUAGUUUCCAUCCUGAAGUGUAUGGUAGAGUGGAGUAAGGACCAGUAUGUCAACCCCAACUCCCAGACCAGUCUUGGCCAAGAGAAACCACUGGAGCAGGAGAGCACGGAGACCAAAGCUCCGGAGACGAUUAACCGCUACGGGAGCAUCAACUCCCUGGACUCCACCGCCUCCUCCGGCAUCGGCAGCUACAGCACCCAGAUGUCCGGCACCGACAAUCCCGAGCAGUUUGAGGUCCUCAAGCAGCAGAAGGAGAUCAUCGAGCAAGGCAUCGACCUGUUUAACAAGAAACCAAAGAGAGGAAUCCAGUAUCUUCAAGAGCAAGGCAUGCUGGGUACCACCCCAGAAGACCUCGCUCAGUUCUUGCACCAGGAGGAUAGGCUCGAUUCGACUCAGGUGGGGGAGUUCCUGGGGGACAAUGACCGCUUUAAUAAAGAGGUUAUGUAUGCCUAUGUGGACCAAAUGGACUUCCAGGGCAAAGACUUUGUCUCUGCACUGCGUUUGUUCCUGGAGGGCUUUCGGCUCCCCGGAGAGGCCCAGAAGAUUGACCGGCUCAUGGAAAAAUUCGCAGCUAGAUAUUUGGAGUGCAACCAGGGACAAACCCUGUUUGCUAGUGCUGACACCGCGUAUGUCCUCGCCUACUCAAUCAUUAUGUUGACGACAGACCUGCACAGUCCACAGGUGAAGAACAAAAUGACCAAGGAGCAGUACAUCAAGAUGAACCGCGGCAUCAACGACAGCAAAGACCUGCCGGAGGAGUAUCUGUCGGCCAUCUAUGACGAGAUCGCGGGGAAAAAGAUCGCCAUGAAGGAGACGAAAGAGCUGACCAUGAAAUCCAACAAGCAGAGUGUGGCCAGUGAGAAGCAGAGGCGUCUUCUCUACAACGUGGAGAUGGAGCAGAUGGCCAAGACAGCCAAAGCUCUGAUGGAGGCUGUCAGCCACGUCCAGGCACCCUUCACCAGCGCCACGCACCUGGAGCACGUCAGGCCCAUGUUCAAGCUGGCCUGGACUCCCUUCCUGGCCGCCUUCAGUGUGGGGCUUCAGGACUGUGAUGACACUGAGGUGGCCUCUCUCUGUCUGGAGGGGAUCCGCUGUGCCAUCAGGAUAGCCUGCAUCUUCUCCAUACAGCUGGAGCGGGACGCGUAUGUGCAGGCCCUGGCGAGGUUCACCUUGCUAACAGCCAGCUCUGGCAUCGCAGAGAUGAAGCAGAAGAACAUCGACACCAUCAAGACCCUCAUCACUGUGGCCCACACAGACGGCAACUACCUGGGCAACUCCUGGCACGAGAUCAUGAAGUGUAUCAGUCAGUUGGAGCUGGCUCAGCUGAUCGGCACCGGGGUAAAGGCGCGCUACAUCUCAGGGACGGUGCGGGGCAGAGAGGGUCUCAUCACCAGCACCAAGGAGCAGAACAGCGACGAGUACCUGGGCCUAGUUGGCGGGACAGUGGACCGUAAGCAGAUAGCCAGCAUCCAGGAGUCCAUCGGGGAGACCAGCUCUCAGAGCGUGGUGGUGGCUGUGGAUAGGAUAUUCACAGGUUCGACCAGACUGGAUGGUAAUGCAAUCGUUGACUUCGUGCGCUGGCUGUGCGCCGUGUCCAUGGAUGAGCUGGCCUCACCCACACACCCACGUAUGUUCAGCCUUCAGAAGAUAGUGGAGAUCUCCUACUACAACAUGGGCCGCAUCAGGCUGCAGUGGUCCAGGAUCUGGGAGGUCAUUGGAGACCACUUCAACAAGGUUGGCUGCAAUCCCAACGAAGACGUGGCUAUUUUUGCUGUGGACUCUCUCAGGCAGCUGUCUAUGAAGUUUUUAGAGAAGGGGGAGCUGGCCAACUUCAGAUUCCAGAAAGAUUUUCUGAGGCCUUUUGAGCACAUCAUGAAAAAGAACAGGUCUCCCACCAUCAGAGACAUGGUUGUGCGCUGCAUAGCCCAGAUGGUCAACUCCCAGGCAGGCAACAUCCGCUCAGGCUGGAAGAACAUCUUCUCAGUCUUCCACCUUGCUGCCUCCGACCAGGACGAGAGCAUCGUAGAGCUGGCUUUCCAGACCACCGGCCAUAUCGUCACGAAUGUAUUCGAGAAACACUUCGCCGCCACCAUCGACUCCUUCCAGGACGCGGUCAAAUGUCUUUCAGAGUUCGCCUGCAACGCCUCCUUCCCAGACACCAGCAUGGAGGCCAUCCGCCUCAUCCGACACUGCGCCAAAUACGUCUCCGACAGGCCACAGGCCUUCAAAGACUACACCAGUGAUGACAUGAAUGUAGCGCCCGAGGACCGCGUGUGGGUGCGGGGGUGGUUCCCCAUCCUCUUUGAGCUGUCCUGCAUCAUCAACAGGUGCAAGCUGGAUGUCAGGACUAGGGGCCUGACAGUGAUGUUCGAGGUGAUGAAGACCUACGGCCACACCUUCGAGAAGCACUGGUGGCAGGACCUGUUCAGGAUCGUCUUCAGGAUCUUCGACAACAUGAAGCUGCCCGAGCAGCAAACUGAGAAAGCAGAGUGGAUGACCACUACCUGCAACCAUGCACUUUACGCCAUCUGCGACGUCUUCACCCAGUACUUCGAGUCUCUCAACGACGUCCUCCUGGACGACAUUCUGGCCCAGCUCUACUGGUGUGUGCAACAAGAUAAUGAGCAGCUGGCCCGUUCGGGCACCAACUGUCUGGAGAAUGUGGUCAUCCUGAACGGGGAGAAGUUCUCCCCGGAGACCUGGGACAAGACGUGUAACUGCAUGCUGGAUAUCUUCAAGACCACAAUCCCACACGCGCUCUUAACAUGGAGACCAACGGGAGCAGACGGUGAUCACAUGACGGCACAGGACCUGUCUGACAAACAGCUGGACUCCGUCUCCCAGAAGUCAGUGGACAUCCAGUCCCGCUCGGAGGACCAGCACUCCAUCAGCAGUGCCGACAGGGUUCAUUUGGAGAGUCGUCGGCAGAGUCAGUUUAGCUCAGCCGCGGGCAUGUGUGAGGACAACCCCAGGAACAGGACCCCCACCAAAGUCCAGGAGCAGCGCUUGUUCUCCGCCUUGCUGAUAAAGUGCGUGGUUCAGCUGGAGCUGAUCCAGACCAUUGACAACAUCGUCUUCUUCCCCGCCACCAGCAAGAAGGAAGAUGCUGAGAACUUUGCUGCCGCCCAGCGGGAUGCCCUGUACGCAGCAGACGUUCCUGUGGAGACCCAGGACCAGGGCAUGUAUCGCUACCUGACCUCCGAGCAGCUUUUCAAACUGCUGGACUGUUUGCUGGAGUCGCAUGGCUUCGCCAAGGCCUUCAACACCAACAAUGAGCAGAGGACCCUGCUGUGGAAGGCAGGUUUCAAGGGAAAGUCAAAGCCCAACCUGUUAAAGCAGGAGACCAGCAGCCUGGCAUGCAGCCUGCGCAUCCUUUUCCGUAUGUACACCGACGACAGCCGCAAGGAGGCCUGGGAAGAAGUCCAGAGACGACUGCUCAAUGUGUGCAGUGAGGCCGUGGCGUAUUUCUUGGCUCUGACCUCGGAGAGCCACAGAGAGGCCUGGACCAACUUGCUGCUCCUCUUCCUCACCAAGGUGCUGAAGAUCAGCGAUGAAAGGUUCAAGGCCCAUGCGUCCAGGUACUACCCUCUGCUGUGCGAGAUCAUGCAGUUUGACCUGAUCCCCGAGCUGCGGGCCGUUCUGAGGAAGUUCUACCUGCGCAUCGGCAUCGUGUUCCAGAUCGCCCGGCUGCCCGAGCCCGAGCCUCAGGCGGAGCGAGCCGAGCCGGAGACGGACACGGAGGUGGGCGAGGAGGCCGGGGACGAGGCCCAAUGAUGCUGCACCACGGGCAGGCUAGCACGCACAACCUCCACCCUAGGCUACGCACUCCUCACUCGUCCACUACGGCUGUUUGUUGCCUCAGAACGCCCCGCCGAUGACGCCGGGGCCUUUCAGAGGUCGUUCUUUGUUUUGUUUUUGUUUUUGUUUCUUGUAAUUUUUUCUCAUUUUUGUUGCUGUGCACUUCUGAUAACGGCCGAUUGUUUGUCAACUCCCGUUACCACACACUCGGAUGUGCACACAUUCACGUACACACGUGCGCAUGUAUACACACACACACACACACACGCACACACACCAUACAUCAUAUCACAAGAAACAAGUGAUGCCUUGUAAUUGUGUAGCAACGCUUCCGACUGGAUGACACUGACUACUGAUGAGCAUCACUGACACGCACCCAGUUCUCUGACUCUGCUCGGAAGGACUAUACUUCAGAACAGUGUGCUUCUUACUGUAUAUUUAAAAAGUGAAUAACGAACCGUUUCAACCAUCACGACAAACGACAUUCAGUAACUACGAAACGUGACAUUCGUCGCACAACGAUAAAAAAAAAUCUUUGUCCGCACCGCGGGCGGCUAACGUUAGCAUCGGCGGCCUCGUGGGUGGAACUAGCUGUACAGGUCUGCCGCUCUGUAACAUAACCGAAUAACAGUAGAAUUCCUUUAUUUUUGUUCGUUCUGGGUUUUUUUUUUUCUUCCUCCGGAUUCGCUGCACUCGGCCUCUUGUUUAAACCCCACUGGAGAUUUUACUUUUGUGAUAAUUUAUUUGACUACACCAUCCCCUGCUCCGAAAGGUUUGUAUUCGAGCAAGGCAGCAGAAAGUGAAGGGUUAAAUUAUUCCAUUUUAUAUGUUCUUAGGCCUUUUUAACUGAGAUAGAUAAACCGGGGCUCCUGGAACUGGAAGAGAGGGUAAGCGACGCGAUGAGAGCUGCUUCUGAGUCACUAGUCUGUUUCCAUGUUUGAAUUAGUUUCCACUCUCGUGUACAGAAUCAACAAAUUAAUAAUAUAUUUAAUUUUUUUUUUCUUCCUUUGGUUUGGGGAAAGGUGAUAAUGUAUAGAGAAAAUGAAUAAUGUUAGUCGUGCUUUCAAGUGUGUGGAUGGGACGCAUUCCUGCUCAUGGAUGUAGAAAACAAAAUGUAUAUGGUACAGCGAUGUAAAGUUUUCUAUGUUGCAAAAAAGAUUAUGUACAACUUUCUGUACAAAUACAUCAUCCGGCAUUCUAAUCAGGUUCUAGGUCAAUAAAGUUUUUGA